UGAAAAUGACGACAUAAUGACGUCGUGACGUCUAAAUAUCUGUCACUGUCAAAUCAAAGUGUACUUUAGGGUAGGGAACUUAAUUGUAAAAGUUUUUCGAUUUUCCCUUUUUUCUUUUAAAAUCCGCGUUCUGAAACGAAAAGUGCUAAAUAUACAAAUAUUUAAUUAAACAUAUUAAUCAUGGAUCCUCGAGAUAAUGGAUCCCUAAUAGCUUUGGAACAUUUAAUGGAAGAGUUUUUUAAUCCACAAACGAGUAAUAGUAGAAAACAUGACAUAGAAACACAAUUGAACUACUUUAAGUCUUUGCCACAUCUGUGGAGAUAUUGCAUUUAUUUCGUUACUAACACAUCCAGCCAAUACGUAAAAAUGUUUGCCUUAUCUACAUUGGAGUCUGUGAUAAACCAACAAUGGGCUAAUACUGAGUGGUCUUCUAAAGAGGAAAUAAAAACUGUACUGCAGAAUUUUCUAGUAGAAAAUGGACAUUCUUCCCCACAUUUUUUUAGAACUAAAUAUGCUAAGUUACUAGUGGAUAUAGCAAAACAUGACUGGCCAAGUACAUACCCGAACUUUUUUAACAAUAUUUUAGAGUUAUUAAAAGCUGAACCAAGUCAAUUAGUGGGAUUGAUUUUGCUAAAAACAAGUAGCGAAGAGUUUAUGGGUAUACAAGCAACAUACGAGAGUAGUAGAAGGAAAGAAGAAGUUCUAAGACUGUUACAACAAUACAUUCCUGUAGUCUUUGAGAUGUUGACAAAUAUUUUAGACAAUCUAGGUACAAAACCCCGCCAUACUUCCACUGCCACACCCCCGCCUUCACCCGCACACCCAUCAUCGUCGCCGACUUUGUCACAGCAGCUGGUCACUGCUGCAUUUAGACCGGAUACCAAAACGUUGACUAAAGAGGCGUUAGAGACUGUGCAACAUCUUUUCACGUGGGCGCCCAUACAGAGGAUCCCGCCGCAAAUCAUACGGGCCAUAUUUAGCUUCACCACUGUUUCUUCAUAUUCACAGGACGAUGAUGACAUGUGCGUUUUAGCCAUGUCAACUGUCAACGAGCUGUUAUAUAGAAAAUGCACACCUCCAGAAACGCAAGACUUUUAUUUUCAACUGUACCAUCAAACUGUAGAUCUACUCAAAGAAAUUACUAGUUCAGCCAAUAGGAUAGACUCUUUAGAUCCCAUAUUUAUGGAAAAGUUAUCGGAGCUAUUAGUAUUAUUGAUAGAACAUCACCUUUGGAGACUGGAAUCUGAGCCUGGAUUUUCUGCCAUAGAGUUUUUAUCGCCUCUCUUUCAGUUGACCAUGCAGUUGCCGACAGUAAGAUGUUAUUUGUGUUGCUUGGCUGUUUGGGCAUCGUUCGCCAAACAGAUCAAAGUGGACAAUGCAAAAAAGUAUUCCGAUGUAUUUAUUACCUUGAUCACAGCUUUGUUGAAGAAAAUUCAGUUCACAUACAAUUCUUCACAGUUAAAUCUUAUAAAUGACAUAGAUACAGAUGAAGAUAAUGAAACCGAGUGGCAGAUUUUCCUAAAAACGACAAUAGAAAUAAUAGCCAUAAUAGCUGAAUACGCACCAGCGGAGACAUUUGGACUUGUGUUGUCUCCAUGGAAAAUAUCACACGACAUAUUCCGUAGUUUGGAACAGAACUUAGAUUAUCAAAACCCUUCGUUAAAAUUACAAAUAUCUGAAACUGAGAGACUGUGCUACGUUUUUAAGGAUUUUUCAUCACUCACACAAACACUCACUAGAUUAUCAUCAAUUUACAUCGACCAUACUAGCGAUGGUAGUCAAUCACCCAUUCCAGUCAUGAAUAGCGUUUUAGAAAAAAUGUUGGAAAGUGCCUCUUUGGCUAAUAAGGCCAAACUUUACGAACUAAUAUUAAGGGAGAGCGAUUCAAGGUUAAUCACGAGCUUUAUCGAAGUGCAUAGCCAACUUCUUUCUUCGGUCAAAACUCUUCUCACCUGGACUACUCAGAAAAACACCCUAAACAACCACACCAUAAAGAUGAUACUGGAUUUAACACUUCCUGUCCUAAGAGGAAACUACAAUACAGUACCGUCUAAAAUUCGCCACGCGGCUGCGCACCUGCUACUGUCCUUCACUGAUCUAGUCUUUGCUCCAACUCUCAUUGUGAUCCCUGCCAUGGUGCAGUUUAUACACAUCGCUCCGAAUUUGAAGUUUUCCGAUAAACAUACGAACUGCAUAGUAAAUAACGCCGUAGCUAAUCUUCUGCUUAAACCUUGGGGAGAUCUGAGACAGGAAGACGCGGUGCAGAGGAAUCUCUUCAUUGGAACGUUUUUUGAAAGUCUGACAAAAGAUUUUAGGGAGUUGACGUUGGACACACGAGAAGAUCGAAUGCAAAACGUCGUCGAAUCAGUACUACCCUCUUUAUCUGUGAUAGUCGAAAGCUGCAGACAUUUCCCCAUAGCUUCUAAGAAACUUCUCACCGCCUCCAUAAAACCGACAAUACAACACGGGCUGUUCCUGUUCCCAUCUCUAGUCAGGUAUAAGGAAGUCAGCAAUCAUGUACUUACGUUCUUUCUAAACGUAAUGGGGGUACUGCAACAACAAUUGGGGGUCGAUGAGACCAAAAACGCUGUGCAGGUCUUCAUGCAAGUUACAAUGAACGAACGGCAGCCGAGCUCCCUUUGCGGCUUAGAUAAGUUGUUACAAAUUUUGCAACUAGUCGUAGAAUCACCAGGAAACGGUUACAAAACGUUUCUACCCGGCAUUCUUCAAUUGUGCAUGGAAAAUAUUUAUCCUUUGAUAGUUUCGCAAGGUGGUAACUCUCCUGACGUUUUUGUAGCGUUACUUACAUUGUUGUACAGUAUAUUACUUCACCGUUGGCAGUAUUUCUAUGUUUCACAAGUGAGAUUAGGGUAUUCCCCUGGCUGUAGUGACUCCGAUCCGGGCGUCGAACAUCCCCAAAAGCCAGAACAACUCCUCGCCGUACUGCAGGUGUUCGGACAAGCUCUUCUACAACAAGAUAUGAAUAUAUUUAGGAUAAGUCUAGCGGCACUCGAAGAUCUCAACACCAAGUGGAAGUUAUAUCACAAAAUACUGUUCAGGUAUCACCUGCUCUCCGAAUUUUUGACUGUUCUGUUUAACUGCCUGUUGGACAAAUCUCAGUCAUCACUAUCUGACGACGUACAAAUGGCGGUGUACAACAUGGCGGCUGUGAAUUUCACCGGAUUCUAUACGACAUUCCUUAGGAAAUUUGUGGAAAAUUUGGAAGGUGUUUCCCAUCAACAGCAAGAAGUAUUACUGAGGAAUUUUCAACAUAAUCACGAUACAGAUAUGCCCACAUUUGUACAUAACUUACAGAGCUUUGUAAACGAAGCCCGGCAUUACAGAAUGUGCAAUAUCGGUACCUCUUUGCGUAAUUGUUAAACCACAUUCGAAGAACAUUAGAUAAGGAUUUUGUUUGAACGACUUACAGAAUACUCUCUCUUUAGAAGUAUUUAUUUGAUAUUUUACAUCAUGAAUGCCAUUAUAUUUAUUUCGAGUACUUGUGAUAUUAAGUUAGUGAUUUUAAUGUUGUUAAAGAACUACUUUGUAUAGUUAUCAGUUUUUUCACUUGUUUUUUAUGGAAAAUAUGAACCAAUUCGUUUUAUGGUGUUGCUAAGACUCUAGCUUAGAUGUUUCUACCGAGAUGCCUUUUCAAACCUUAUUAUAUUCGGGAAAGCUUUUAAGUGUUAUUUAAAUGAAACUUCUAACAUCUUCUUUUUCGUUUAUAUAGGCAGUACUGCCUGUUUUUCUUCAACGGUGUCUUUUAUUCUGUCCCUAAAUUGAUUCCAUCGUUUUUCCUUGGGCGUCCUAUAGUUCUUUUGCCUAACGGUGACUUAUCCCUGGCUAUUCUUACUAUCCUUCUUCUUUUAGAUAAAAUAUUAUGAAAAAAAAAUCCCACGAGGAAAAAAUUCCUGUAGUUGGCUGUAUACCAUUCACUACAAAAAACCAUAAAAUCCUUUAUAAAAGGUAUAUUUGUUAAUCUCCCGAUACAGGGCUACAUCAAGAACAUAACUAGUUUUUAAUCGGUUGACCGAUCAUCAUCAGUGUUUCUUGAAUCAAACAUGCUAACCACCAAAGUAAAAAAUAUUUGGAUAACUUGCUACCAUACAGCCAUGAUGUGAACAAGUCAAAUUCGUGCUCAAUGGUACUUAGAGCAGGAAACAUUGAAUAUUUUAAACAUCCUUGUUUAAAUUCACAUCAUUUUUCUAUGUUCCGAUGACGGAUUAUUUGCAAAGGGUUUUUACCCAUAUAUUUUUUACUUUGGUGGUUAGCAUGUUGGAUUCUGAGCAAACACUGAUGAUGAUCGGUCAACCGAUUGAAAACUAGUUAUGUUCUUGAUGUAGCCCUGUAUACGCUGUGAGCUCGUACGUAGAGGGGAUAUUUACAAAUUCCCGAGCGCCAGUAGUGACAAGUUUGUAAACGUUUACCGGACAUUUGACAUAAAUGUCAAAGUGAUUAAUUUAAAAAUAAAAUUAAAAACAUUAAUUAUAAAAAAUAUUAGUUGAUCAAAGCUGUGGUAUAUAUUUUUACCUUAAAUAUACUUACGUUUAAAAUACUGAAUUUAAGUUUUUUUAAUGUUCCGUAAUAUGUAUUUUCAAUUAAUCUUAGCGCCAUCUACACGAUAAUUGUGAAAGUAUCCGAAGUAAGAAAUUCAUAUUUUAUCAAUAGAACGUCAAAAUGAUUAGCAAAAUCUUAAAAAAAUCGAUUACAAUUUAAUUAUUUUUUUGCGUUGUAAAUAUUAAGCGAUAACAAUUAAAUAAUAAAUUUAAAAAUUACCGGUGAAAGUUGAAUUAGUAACCGCUCGGAGCGACACCAGCGAAGCUCAGAGCGUACAGGGAUUUUAACAAAUAUACCUUUUAUAAAGGAUUUUAAAAUAUUAAGCUUUUACAAGUAAGAACGAGUCUUGGCAACUAUCAUACAACUUUUUAGUUUUAGUUAGUUUAUAACGAUCAGAUGGACACGAGGUCAUGAAGGCUGAACCAGAAGGAUCAGGACGAUAUUAUCCUUGGAUGGAAUAAGGAAUGACCGAAGAUGGAAAGGUCCAAUCGUUUACAUUGACGAAACAAAGGCCACGUUGCUCAGUCGGAAGAGAUGUGGGCAUGGUUCUUUGUGUUGGGCUUCUGUUACAAUGAAAGGUGUUAAAUGAAUAAACAAUGGUAUGCGAAUAGAGCUAAUGAAACGAAGAUAGACAAAAGGUAAAUAGAUAACAUUAACUGAUGGUUUGACACUUGGACUCUAAGAAAACGAAAAUACUUAAUACUCAAACGAAAAUAUAGGGCGCCAGGUAUUUUGACCAAAAAAUACUCAAAGGAACAAUAAUUAACGAAACAUAACACAACAAUAACAAAUUAGCAAGAAUGCUACGACAAAACAACAUUGUUCUUAGUCUUGAGCUGUAAAUAAUAAAUAAAAAACGACAUCGUACACUUUAACAAAACAUUUAUUAAAAUACUCAAUGAAAUCUCUUAAUGCUCACAUAAUAUAUGCAAAUAAAACGUAAAAACGUCAACCACAAAAACAAAAAUUACACAAUAAUUAUUUAAAAAUGGUUAACAAAUUGCAUAUACGUUGGUGUAUUCACCAACACCGCAAAACUAACAAAAUACGAGAUGUACCUAUAAUGUAAGUGAACGAAUAUAACUCUUAUUAACUCAAAAAAAAUAAACUGAAGUUACUCAAAAAAAUAAAAAAUCCAUACUCUAAAUAAAAACUAGAAAUUUUACCGUUCACUUACAACAAAAAAAAGAAAGAGCUCUUUGUUUAUAUUUAUACCUAUCUAACAAUACUUAAUAACACUCUAAUAAUACUCAGAAAAAUAUCUACAUAAUGUAAAUGUUUAUAGUUUAAAUGAUCACCUAUUUAAAAAUAAAAAGAUAAUCAUCAACUUCAUACUAAAAGUAUGACCUACUUUUCAGAAUGUCACUAUCACAAACUGGGCGAAAACUUUAGGUCAUUGAACUUAUUUCACGAAAGAACACACAAUUGUCCUUGCCCUGGACAUAACAAAGGCGUCUCUACUAAUUUCUUCAAUAAGUAAAAGAUGAGUGACUUACUUAAAACAUCUGUUAGAGGGUAGGAUGGCCCUUUGUAAGCCGGCAGGCUCUCAAGGUGUGGAAGAUGGCCAUGAAGAAAUUCAACUUUACGACACACUCGAAAGAAUAAUAGUAUUUAACAGUGUUCAUAAAAUAGCAGCUGGACAACAUAAUGCAUAGGUGGAAGGUGGAAGGUGAAAGGUGGACCCUGCCUAAUCGGCGGGGCCCACAAUACACGAACAAACUUGAUCUCACAUAAUGACUAUAUUAACUCAACUCACAAAUGAUGCAGAAUUUUGAGAAUUUGUGGUUUUUAUGAACCUUUGGCGUCCUUUGUUUGUGGUGGGGUUUUAACCAAUCAAAAUUAUGGGAAACUGUGAGAGAUAUUCAAGAACAGAUUUCCUUACCACUCGUAAAAGGGCUUAGCGAACCUAAUACUUAAGAUGACUUAUGGGAUGCAAGGCCCAUAUCAUUCACCAGAAAGCUAUUAAAGUCUAACGGUCGACUCUAUCGAUAGCACAUAUGUGUUUCUAAGAAAAACAACGCCGAUAGGGACUCUAAGAUCUAAUCAGUUAAGAUAAAAGCGUGAAAUGAGGGGGGCUAGACCAAAAUCUACACUGGGAAAACUUAAACGUUAUACAGCUUCCCCCACGAUUUAAACCGUGGUGUAAUACCACUGUUUACAAUCGGAGUCUGCAGUAAGCACCAUAAACAAAAGACUGACCAUCAAGCAGUAGCCUGGAAUAGUUGGUAGUCAUCUAGAUUUACUAAAAUUGGUGGUGGUCCUCGAAUUGCUUGAACACAAGUGACCAAAUCAAAAAAAGCUAAUAAGCAACUAAACUCAAACACCAAACUAAAAGGGUUAUCUCUAAGAUAAACUAAACGCAAAUAAAACACAAAAACUAGGAACUAUAUAUACAAGGACUACUCUAAUUCUAAACGACUAAGGCAGCAAACACCUACAGUGUUGCUCUAAUCCUUAUCAUAAAACUAAACAUUCAACUCGAAAGUCGACUCAAAGUAUGGUUCGUUGACUCGCAAGUACAACGACCAAUGGCAAAUAUCUACACAAAUGGCUCUAGCCAAACUAAAAAGGUGGAACAUACCAAUGUUGAAGUUUUGGACGCGAAAAUAAGGGUUGCUCCAGCUCAACAAAGGCGAGUGGCCAACUAGGUAGGUAGGCAAACUUCGUUAUGGUUGUCCCCUCAACCGGUAACUAGGUAAUCGUCAAGCAAUGCUAAGAUUUUGACUGCAAGAUCAAAGCAAAAAAGUGUCGAAAUUGUAUGACAGGGAAAGAAAACAAGUUGGCCAAAAGUUCCGUAAAAGUCUUCUGGGGUUAACCACGGCGGAAAAUUUUCAAUCGAGAAACUCCCAGAAAAACAAGGAAUGCAAUCAGGACAAGAUAUGUCUGAAUACAUUGUAAGAUAUUAUUAUAAA
Molecule: messenger RNA, 7469 nt
Organism: Diabrotica virgifera virgifera (western corn rootworm)
Lineage: Eukaryota; Metazoa; Arthropoda; Insecta; Coleoptera; Chrysomelidae
Gene: ebo
Product: exportin-6
Exons: 17
Coding region: 181-3381 (1066 amino acids)
Biological process (GO): protein export from nucleus
Molecular function (GO): nuclear export signal receptor activity; small GTPase binding
Source: RefSeq, a predicted model, not a curated record